Molecule: messenger RNA, 2433 nt
Organism: Thecamonas trahens ATCC 50062
Lineage: Eukaryota; Apusomonadida; Apusomonadidae
Exons: 2
Coding region: 1-2433 (810 amino acids)
Source: RefSeq, a predicted model, not a curated record
AUGGCAUCACCGUCGCCGUCACACCCGUCAUCGUCGCACCCGCCAUCGCCGUCAUCGUCUCACGUGCAAGUCCACCCACCGCCGAACCAUCCAAGCAUAGCUGAGUCGCUCUAUCUUCCGCGCCCGCUGACAGAGCAUGUUCUGGAGCGAGUCUUUGCCAUGGCUGGCGGUGUGUAUUUGGUUGAGGUCGCCUCGCGCGCGGCUCAUGUUCCGAACGAUCAGGGCGUCUUUGCAUCGCUUCCAAAGCAUGUCGACGCCGUGCUUGUAGCCGGUGUGCUCGCGGAUACGACACAGACACCGGCCUCGGGCACAUCGAGCUCGUUCUUCCCCAUGUCUGAUGAUUCGCCUGCGGCGUCGCCGCUGCCGUCGUCAGCAUCGGCAUCGUCGAUCAGAUCGUCGCCGUCAGACUCGGCUCUGGCGGGCAUCCAUCGCCGGCCGUCGUCGUCGCCACUCUACGCAGAGUACAUUCCGCCGAUCUUUGAAGACUCGCCGGAAAAUGCGAGCAGUGGGCAGGCGGCGAGUGAGCUCCCGCUGGCGCGGCCGCUUGAGUUUGGACUGCCUGGGCACGACGGAAGCGACGACGCGGAUGACGACGACGACGACUUUGUGCUCAUCGACUCGGAGUUUGAGGUCGAUGCCGGCGAGCUGGUUGCGGCCGAGAGUUCGCCGUCGACCGAGGCAGCGCGUGCGGCAGCGCGUGCGGCGGCGAGCGGGGCUGUGACGGCCGCGCGGGCUGCGGGUGGCAUGCUGUCGGCGGCAGGCGAGUGGAUGACAACCAUGUACAGCUCGGCGGUGGCACCGGCUGUGGCGUCGUCAGUCUCGUCGUCGUCAGCAGUGGUGGCGGCGGCGUACGAAGCGGUGCGCAACCCGUUUACUGGGGCGUACACGGCGAACGAGAAGCGGCAGAUGGCCGGAGUGCUCUCGCUCUACGCCGAGCACUUUCCGCUCUGGCUGCGGAUGGACGCCUCGUUUGACCACCCGCACUUUCGUGGUGUCAAGGCCGGCGACGUGCGUAAGGCCGCGUGGAUCAAGCGGAUGGGCUCUUCGCUACUCCGGCCGGUGGCAGAAGAGUUUGUCACGCUCAUCUGCGCGUACCAGGAAGAGCGGCUGGCGCGAGUGACCGGCUCGGGCUACCCAGACGACCCGACCCACUGCGUGCUGACCGAACUGAAGGCCUGGGCACGCGACUCGCUCUCGCACAUGGCGCCAGGCGAUGAGACGCACCAGGUGCUCAGGGCUCGGACCAGAUACCUCAACGGACUGCUCGAGUCACGGCUCUUCCCGCCAGGCCGGACGUCGCGGACGUCGAUGGCGCAGCUCCUGCUCUCGCUUGUCUCGCUGCUCGAGGAGCGUGUGCUGCCUGUGCUUGAGGCGCACGCGGCCAAGGCGGCGGCCCGCGAGCACCUGACCGCGCUUGGGCGGCACGCGUCGGCCUUUCUCCACCGGCUUGUUCUCUACCUGUUCUACAUUGUGCGCGACACGCCGGCGCCGCGCAACGUGGCGGUCGCACACCUGCUAGGCGCCGUGGAGGCGCCAGCGGAACUGGCAGCUGCCCUCAGCACGGCGUCGGGCGAGGCGCUUGCGCUGCUCCUCGCCGCGCCGCUUGAUCGACUCGGGGAAGGUUCCGUCACAGUUCCACGGCAGACGCUGCUCGCCGCGACGGCCGGGCGGGGUGGAAGAGGCGCGGACGUGCUGGCCACAUCGACGCUCACGCCCGGCGGUGACACGUCGGCGCUCGGCCGGAUGCCUGUGCUCGGCGACUCGCCGGCAAGCUCGUCGUCAGACUCGCUGUCGUCGGCGCUGGCGCUUGCGGCGGCGUCCGAGGUUUUGGCGCUCCCGGCACGGACGUCGCCGACCGAGUUUGUGGCGACGUGCUCGGCGCGGCACGCGGCACAGGCCGGCAUCGAGCUCGGCGUGGCGCACCCGUUUCGUGAGGACGCGGUCAUGCACGCGCUUGCCUUUGUCCACGUCACCGCGCAAGAGUUAGCGCUCCUCGCGCAUCUCUUUGCGCGGGCACAGGCACUGACUGGAGCCGGCGGCGAGCUGCUGCUCUACGGCCUCGCGCGUGACCAGCUCGAGCGGCUGCUCGACGCCGCGCUGCAGCUGGUCGCGGCGAUGGGCGUGCAUCUCGAGACGCUCAACACUCACACUCGGGCAUACUCGCGGCGGAUGGUCCGCGAGCGGAUCAGUGACAAGGCGUCGCUUGCGUGGCGGCAAAACUACGACGAGGUUGCCCACGUCCGGCCGCUCCUCCAGUCGUCGCUCGAUUCGUUUGCUGAUGUGGUGGGCACUAUGCGCGCUGCGCUCGCUAGCUACAACCUCAGCAGUCAGCUGUCACGGGCGCAGUCGGCGGCGGCGGCGUUUGUGGCCCAGGCCGAGUCGUUUGUCCACGACACGUCGGUCCUCAUCGAAUCGGCGGUGUCACCGAUGUAG